UAUCAACAUCAUGGACACUGCGUUCUAGACUGAAACGGUAAAUUAAUAUGAAUUAUUGAACUGAUUUAAUAAUAAUGUUUAGACAUACGUGCUGAGUACAGUAAUGCAUGAAUGCAAUUCCUGCAUAUUUGAGUGAAUAUCUACCAGGGUAUAACCUCUGAAAGAUGUAGAGUAAUUAGACAGAGAAGCUUACUUAACCUCAUUUGCUCUGCUUCAUAAUUAUUGGCCUGGGGGCAAUACUGUUACUUCAUCCUUACAAAAACAAUGUUUAUUAAGAACAGUCUCAGAUAUACAUGUUAUGAAUAAUUCCGUUCAUUAAUUCUCCCACAUCUCCGUUUGCGGAAAACAGUGAUUAAUUUAGGAGUCUCACAAGAAUUUCCUCAAGCAUGCCAGUUGAUUGCAGUGUUCAGAGUUUAUUUAUUUACUUUGUCCCAGGCAAUGAAGCUGAUGUCUGCUGCUCAAAUUAUAAUAUCAGUAUCCCUUUUAAAAUGUUAAAGAAGAGUUCAAUUGUCGAGAGCAACGUGCAGUUGAUCUGAUCUGUUCGGCAGCUUGAAAAUGAUUUUAUUGUUGAAUGCUUGAGUCUCACAAACCACAUCAGUUUUCAUCAAACAAAGCAAAUUAAUAGGAAUAAAGUAUUUAUUUCUUGAAUAAACACGAUUUAAUAUAAUAUUCAGAAGCUGUGGUUUGCAAAGCAACUCUGGAUGGACCAACAAAUGCUGCCUCUGGCGUCGGAAAAUGGACUGUGCCCUCCUACAGACCGACGGGAAGGGAAAAUAAUAGAGAACGGCUCGAGCUGACAGAGUUUUAAAGGCUUUUGAUUAAUUGCACCGGAGUGAAACACUUGUCAGCUCUUUGUGUUCCCCGAUAAAUUAGAGGCUCAGGAGACUUUACGCAGUCAUUCAGGUGAGGACGCUGCGUGUGCGCGGACAUAAAUGCACCUUAUAUAUAUUUUUUUUUACAACGAAAGGGACUAUUAAACAGGAUUUUUGCUGAGCUCUGGAGCUUUUCAUGCCUUGAUGUGUUUUUAAGACAACACAUUUAACAAUAAUACAGGUUAAGAAGUGAUUUCAGUGGUUGGAAGACAGUCGAUCUAUAUGGAUGGCAUUGUGACAGUUAGGGAUGACAGUCCCGCAUCAAGCCCUAACUCGAGCCCCAGUCCUGACACGCUCUCAGCGGACAGCCGGCGCGCAGAGGCCCUGUCCCGCUCCAGGGUGGUCCCGUCUAGUGUCCUCGGUGGCAGAGGAAGACCCGCGGCAACCAACGCAGCGCGCGAAAGGACUCGCGUGCAGACGCUCAGGCACGCUUUCCUCGAGCUACAGAGAACAUUGCCGUCGGUGCCCCCGGACACCAAACUCUCCAAACUCGACGUCUUGAUAUUGGCAACCACAUACAUAGCGCAUUUAACAAGAACCUUGCAAGAGGAAGGGAUGGAAGAGGACAACACAAAACAAACUGAAGCUUUGAACUCACUUAAGGGGGAUGGCUACUUACAUCCUGUGAAAAAAUGGCCAAUGCGUUCCAGAUUAUAUGUCGGUGCAACUGGCCAGUUCCUGGAUAACUCAAAUGAAAAUCAAGAGGCAUCUUCGUCAUCCUCUCAAACAUAGAUCAUUUGCACAUAAGACUUUUGGAGGUAAUGAUAAAAAAUGAAGAAUAAAAAUAGAGUUGUCGUUUUAGUAAUUUUGUUGCAGUCUGUAAAAUUUAACAAAGUUGUUUUACGCGGCAAGUGAACCAGAUUCAUUGAAAGUAUUAUCAUUAUUGUGCCAUAUGACAACUGAGUAUUGUGCAUAUUAAUAUAAACAAAUGAUUUCAAAUAUGUAAAUAAGAUUAAAAUAUUAAACAAUG
This is a messenger RNA of Carassius auratus (goldfish), 1842 nucleotides long. RefSeq names its product transcription factor 24-like. Gene Ontology annotation, biological process: developmental process; regulation of transcription by RNA polymerase II. The record is from RefSeq and is a predicted model, not a curated record. The transcript is spliced from 3 exons. NCBI's taxonomy places the organism in Eukaryota, Metazoa, Chordata, Actinopteri, Cypriniformes, Cyprinidae. Bases 1095 to 1604 code for a protein of 169 amino acids. Gene Ontology annotation, molecular function: RNA polymerase II transcription regulatory region sequence-specific DNA binding; DNA-binding transcription factor activity, RNA polymerase II-specific; protein dimerization activity.